Messenger RNA from Nipponia nippon (crested ibis), 1152 nucleotides. The record is from RefSeq and is a predicted model, not a curated record. Lineage: Eukaryota; Metazoa; Chordata; Aves; Pelecaniformes; Threskiornithidae.
UGAGUGUUUUGCUGACCUAAUAUUUCUUUCAUAGACAACAUGCCAGUGUCAAGAAUGCGCAUGAGGCCCUGGUUGGAAAUGCAGAUUAAUUCCAAUCAAAUACCAGGACUGAUAUGGAUUAACAAGGAUAAGAUGAUGUUUCAAAUCCCGUGGAAACACGCAGCUAAGCAUGGCUGGGACAUGGAGAAAGAUGCCUGCCUUUUCCGGAGCUGGGCCAUUCAUACAGGAAGAUAUAAAGUAGGUGAGAAAAACCCUGACCCGAAAACCUGGAAGGCGAACUUCCGCUGUGCUAUGAAUUCACUGCCUGACAUCGAAGAAGUGAAGGACAAAAGCAUCAACAAAGGCUCCAGUGCUGUCAGGGUUUACAGGAUGCUGCCGCCCUUGACAAAGGAUCAGAAGAAAGAAAGGAAGUCAAAGUCUUCAAGAGAAGCAAGAAACAAGAGCAAGAGAAAGUCGUAUGAAGACAUGAGGAUGGAGGAGUCAGCAGAAAGACUAACCAACACUCCUCUGCCAGAUGACCACAGUGGCUACACCGUUCACGACUACACGGGGCAGGAAGUGGACGUUGAGAGCACGUCCAUCACCUUAGACCUCUCCCCGUGCGAGGUGAGUGGCUCCCUGACUGACUGGAAGUCGCCGAUGGAAAUCACCAUGGCUGACAGCACCAAUGACCUCUACCAGCUCCAGGUGUCUCCCCUGGCUUCAUCCUCAGAAGAUGAAGAGGAAAUGAACUCGGAGAUUUUUAAGUUGCUUGAACCAGCCCAAGACUGGCACACCACCAGCGUUGGGGGGAAAGGCUUUCUCACCAACGAGCUGGGCACGCAGACCAUGUGCAGCACUUACAGCUACAAGGAGCAGGAUGGGGAGAUCGACACGACUUCAGGAGACCUGGAGUUCAGGUUCUUUGACCAGAAAAACAGCCUAGACUUCUCCUGGGUGGAGACAGUGAGACCUACCAUGCAAGUCAUUUCUUGUGGCUUGUAAACCCCUGGCUUCCUCCGACCAUGAACUGCUCUUGGGUAGGAACUUUGACGAGCCUGAGGAGAAUGGAAGAAAUCGUUUGUUACUGACUGAACAAAGAAAGUAGUUUUUAUAUUCCGUUUAACUUUUAGGCCUGAAAAGGUUAGCAAGAAAAACUCCAUCAUAAGAAAA